Molecule: messenger RNA, 960 nt
Organism: Papaver somniferum (opium poppy)
Lineage: Eukaryota; Viridiplantae; Streptophyta; Magnoliopsida; Ranunculales; Papaveraceae
Product: glutathione S-transferase F13-like
Exons: 2
Coding region: 122-781 (219 amino acids)
Cellular component (GO): cytoplasm
Molecular function (GO): glutathione binding; glutathione transferase activity
Source: RefSeq, a predicted model, not a curated record
UCCCUAGUCUAUCCUUCAUCCUCUGUAUAUAAUGAGAGAUUCAGUUGCAUAUCCUUCAUACACUUCCUUAAACUCAAACUUCUCUUUACUCUUCUUUCAAAAACAACUAUUACUAUAAAUCAUGGCACCUCUAAAGCUUCACGGAGUUCCUUUUUCAACAUGUACUGCUCGAGUGAGGGCUUGCCUCGAAGAGAAAAACGUCGAGUAUGAGAUUUGUCCAGUUGAUCUUGGUACCGGAGCACACAAACGCCCUGAUUUCAUUUCCAAGAAUCCAUUUGGUCAGAUUCCAGUACUUGAAGAUGGAGAUAUCACUCUUUUUGAAUCAAGAGCCAUCAACAACUAUAUCGCGCACAAAUACAAAAAUCAAGGGACAGAUUUACUCCAACAUGGAAAUCUUGAUGAUUUUGCAAAAGUACUUGUAGGAUGUGAAGUAGAAUCUCAGCAAUUCAAUCCUACAAUGGGACCAAUUUUCUUUAACAUCUUUAUCGCUCCUCUGCGAGGUUGGGCUCCAGAUCAAAAGACUAUAGAUGAGAACGUCGUGAAAGUCGGGACAGUUCUUGAUGUUUAUGAAAAGAGGCUUAGCAGCAGUAAAUAUCUUGCAGGAGAUUGUUAUACACUAGCUGAUCUUAAUCACCUUCCUUAUAUUGCAUAUAUUAUGAAGACUCCACAUGCUGAUUUGAUCAAUUCUAGGCCUCAUGUUAAGGCAUGGUGGGAAGCUGUUUCAUCUAGGCCAGCUUCAGUUAAGGUCUCCCAAGGACUGACCUUGGGUAGCAGCCACUGAUCACUUAUUUCCAGUAAGAUGCAUGUUUUUUACACAACCCUGCUCCUCCUUGAGGUAGGCAGGUCACAGUUAUGGUGUGCUAUGCUCAAGUUUAUAAUAAGUGUAUAAGCAGGAUAUAAACUAUGUAUGUGUGUUGAAUAAUAGAAUAUGCUCAUGAUUCAGAUAUGUUUCUUGAUGAA